GAAAUGUGACUCAUGUCAUUUGUUCUCUUCUAUUUUUAUCUGCAUCUAUUUCAGAACGCUGUGAAAGAACAGAGAGUGAAGCAGCUUUGUACCAAGUCACUUCUCUCCAGGACUUUUGGCGACACUUCAGCUUCUGGUUUCAUUUCCACGGAGCGUCACCGUCAGAGAAUUGCAAUGUCAGCCGAGGACGGCAGCACCUGUGACGGUGAAGAUGAAAGAUAUCUGCCAUGUUGCUCCUCGGCUAAGCUAACUAUCGUAGUCGGAGACACUCACUUCUCCGAGGAGAAGACGCUUCUCGUUCAGAGCUGCGGCUAUUUCCGAGCUCUGUAUCGUUCCGGGAUGAAGGAGUGUCGGCAGGAAGAGAUCCACCUCAAGUCUCUGCACGCUCGAGGUUUCCUCAUCGCCUUGGCGGUGUUGCGAGGUGAGAUUCCCGACCUGGACGGCGACGACAUUGUCGAGGCCAUCGAAUGUGCCGCUUUCUUGCAGGUGGCGCCGCUCGCCAAGCAUCUCAUGGAUCUCAUUGAUUCGGACAACUGUUUGCUGAUGUAUCACACCGCUGCGACGUUUGGCCUCAUGGAUCUGUACCACGCCGCCGCGCUGUUCAUCCGAGACAUGUACGCCGACCUGGAGAUGGAGGUUCAGAAAUCCUUGACGCCAGAGCUGAUCUCCUACGUGGAGUCUUUGACCCCGAGGACUUUCGUGGCUGUGGGCGCUCAUGUGACCUGCGGCGUGGAUGAAACGGUGCACGCCGCCUCCAGGACGGUCUGCUACCUGGAUGAAACCGGUAACAGUUGGAAAGUAUUGACAGAUCUUCCGCCAGAGGCCAGCACCUCCAUGGCCGGAGUGACCGUUUUAGACAACAGACUUUACAUCGUCGGGGGAGUUCAUGCACUUCACAAACAAGUCGCAGUGUCUUGUUUCUGCUACAGCGUCGAAAACAACAGCUGGAGCCGGAUCUCCAGUCCGGCACAGCUGCGAUACAACCUCAGCCUCGUGGGCGUAGACGGACGUCUUUACGCCAUCGGAGGAGAGUACGAGCGGACGUUGAUGUCAUCUGUGGAAACGUACGAUGUAGAGACCGGGAGGUGGGGGUUUGCCGCUCACUUACCUCGACCGGCGGCGGGAGCGGCGUGCACCAAAACCAUGGGCAGGAUAUUUGUGUGUUUAUGGAAGCCGAUGGAGACCACGGAGAUCUACGAAUACGUCUCAGGGUCGGACGAGUGGCGGCUGGUUACCAUGCUGAUCAGGCGCCAGAGCUACGGCCACUGCAUGGUCGGCCACAGGGACGACCUGUACGUGGUGAGAAACGGGCCGUCGGACGACUUCCUGAGAUGCCUCAUGGACUGUUAUAAUCUGAACUCGGGCCAGUGGUCGUCUCUGCCCGGACACUUCGCCAACAGCAAAGGUUCGCUGUUCACGGCGGUGGUGAGAGGCGACUCGGUGCUCACGCUCAACAGGAGCGAGACUCAGGAGUUCGCCGUCGAUGGUAAAACCUGGAAGCCCCGACGGCAGAUGAAAGGUUUCCCCAGAAGUGGAUCCGUGUGGACGUUUCUGCUCCGGCUGCCCGAUGCUCUCAUGCUGCAGUAACGGUUCCACUUGCUCUGGGAUUUAUUAGCUUCUGUUUCCUGCAUCCAGCCUCGGUUUCCUGUUGGCACUGAGCGGCGAUGAUGAUGGAGGUUAACGACAGGCAGAGCCAGGCACCACGGGCAGCCGGGCGGGGCAGCUGGCUGCGAGGGGCCGAGGUCAGGCCGGGACACUCGAUGCCCUCCACAACCUGCGAGCUUGAGUCUGGGACCGAAGCCAGGAAGCAGAGCUCCAAAUCAGUGAUGGAUGAGCUUCUCUCUGUGGACAUUAAUCAGGUCAUCAGUCCGACCGCAUGAUGGGAGCUGUCCGCUUCGCUGCCUUUCACAGUUAAAACUCACUUUAGAUGAUCUGUUUGUCAAAAAAAUCAAAGGUCUCUGAGGAUCUGAGGCUGCAGAAUCAUUUUUUAAAUCAAAACUUAUCUUUAAAAAACAGAUUCUUAAUAAUGCCACCACAUUGUUUUAUGCGCAGCAUGUCUUAUCUGUUUUAUUAUUGUUGUGUAUUUUAUUCCCUUUUAUUGUUUUUGUAUUAUUUUAUUUGCCAAAUUGCACUCCUGUGUUUUAAUCCCUGUUCACCC
Molecule: messenger RNA, 2158 nt
Organism: Anarrhichthys ocellatus (wolf-eel)
Lineage: Eukaryota; Metazoa; Chordata; Actinopteri; Perciformes; Anarhichadidae
Gene: kbtbd13b
Product: kelch repeat and BTB domain containing 13b
Exons: 2
Coding region: 13-1587 (524 amino acids)
Molecular function (GO): protein binding
Source: RefSeq, a predicted model, not a curated record